AUGCUAAACGGGGGACGAAGUCCCCCGCAAACCGCAAACUCUAGUUUUUAUACAAAACGCGUUAAGAUACGAAACUAUUGUCAAACGAAUAAUAGAAUAGUAGAGGUUGAUCAAGAUGGUAAUGAAGAUGGAAUUACACCUUAUUCUCCUCAAACAAGGAAAGAAUUAUCGAUUGAUUAUAAAGAUCCCAAACAACUUGACAGUAAUUUGUCAAUAGAGAAAGCAUCUAAGAAACAAUUAGAACAAAUUCAUACAAAAGCAAAGAAAGAAUUCGAAAAUAAAGUAAAGUCCUAUACACAACGUUAUGAAGAACUUGCAUUUGCAAAAACAACUAUGGAGCAAGAAUUCCUAGAAAGUGUAAUAAAAACUUAUAAACAUCGUAAUGAAGAAUUUGCAUUGCAAAAACGAAAUAUGGAGCAAGAAUUUGAUAAAGAGAAACGAAUUAUUGAGCAGGAAUUUGUUAAAGAGAAAGAAAUUACGAGAGGAAUAUCGAUAAUUUAG
Messenger RNA from Funneliformis caledonium, 501 nucleotides. The record is from the annotation of a GenBank genome assembly. NCBI's taxonomy places the organism in Eukaryota, Fungi, Glomeromycota, Glomeromycetes, Glomerales, Glomeraceae.